UAUACCAUUCUCUUACUGUUUUUCAUAUAUAAAAAGAAAAGUAUAACAAAAAAAUGGCUCCGAUAGGGCUCACCGAUGUGGCUAUUACAGAUUUCGUAGUAAACCAACGUCACGGAGUAAAAGGUCUCGUCGAAGUUAUAUCUCCAAAGACAUUGCCUUCAUGUUACAUCCAACUCCCAGAAAAACGAGUCACCACUGAAAAACUCAUCAUGGAGGCCCCAACAACCGGCAAAGGUGCGUUGUCAGCACCUGUGAUUCCGGUCAUCGACGUUUCUGAUUGGAAAAACCCCACUGUUGCGGAGGAGAUCUGCGAGGCCGCUGCGACAUUAGGGUUUUUCCAGAUAGUGAACCAUGGAGUUUCGGUGGAUGAGCAAAACGAACUGAGAGCUGCUGGUCGUGGGUUUUUCGAUUUGCCGACGGAAGAGAAGAAACGUUAUUGGGAGGGAAGUUCAGUAUCGGAGACCGCUUGGUACAUGACAAGUUUCAAUCCCUACAAGGAGGCCAAGUUGGAGUGGAGAGACUAUCUCAAGUUUGAGUAUCUUUCCGACCAAGUGGACUUUUCUGCCACGUGGCCUACUGUAUGCAGGGACGAGGUUGUAAAUCAUUCCAAUAGGAUGAAGCCGAUAGGUAGGAAGAUUCUUGAAAUACUAAUGAACAAUCUAAACACAAGGAUGGAAGAACAAGAUCUAAUGGGAACUUUGAGGAUGAACGUCAACUACUAUCCCGAGUGUCCCGACCCGAAACUUACCGUAGGAACCGGUCACCACUGCGACAUCAACACCCUCACACUUCUUCUCCAGGACGACAUAUUAGGCAGCCUGUAUGCUCGAUACGGUGACAAGUGGCUCCAUAUCCCUCCAGUUAUGGGAGCCAUUGUGGUUAACAUUGGAGACAUGUUACAGAUUUUGAGCAACGAUCGGUACAAGAGCGUUGAACAUCUGGUGAUGACUAGUCGGUUUCUUAGCCGGAUUUCUUUCGCGUAUUAUUGCGGGCCGAGUUAUGACUCUGUUAUCGAACCGUUACGUGAGGUGCUAGAGAAUGGUGAGAAACCAUUGUACAAGGCCACGAUGUAUAAGGAUUACAUGAAAUAUUACUUUGCAAGGCCGCAUACGGGUAGCAAAACUAUCGAAUCAAUCAAGCUUCCAUGAAAAAACAAGAUGGACAAGAAAAAGAAAAAGUGACUUUAUGAUGAAGUGGUACAAGACAUUGACUUUGGAGGAACACCCUGUAGGGUGAGGAAGCCUAAGGUUAAGUCGAAAUCCAUGUCAACUUUCAGUUUCUUUUUUUUUUUUUGGUGAAAAACUUUCAGUUUCUUCUUUUUUUAAUUGGUAUUUUUUCGGCAAAUAACGGAAUGAUGCUCUGUUCCCGUGCUUUGUCGGGUCAGAGUAUAUCACUUCACUUUAAAGAAUGCAUAUUUGCUUCCAAGUUUGUAGUUUUGUACUAGUUGAAAUGCAUUACAAUUUAAGAAUAAAAGUAAAAUAAAGAAAAAGUAGAUUGUUAUUAGACCAUGAUUAACUGUGAAACCCAAAUAGAUUUCAUAUUUUUUUAAUUAUUAUUAUUUUUUUGUUUGAAUAAAAAAAAGACUAAUCGCGGGCUGCCACGUAUCAGUAGGGCCUGCAAACAGUGCAAGAAACCAUCAAAUAACGGUUCUUAUUCUGGCUAUUCUGCAACCGGUUUUUGCUUUUUUUUGUGGGCUCUCCCCCCCCCCCUCUUAAAAACCCACUAAACAACCCCCCCUCCCCCUAUAGUCAUGCCCUUAGAGUAUCAAUCAUUAGAAGAAAUGGGCUGCAGGAAGGGCCACGAAAACCAGAACAAUUGGGCUUCAAAUGUGUUAAGCUCAAAGUCUGUUCACAGUCUUCAUUACCUCAGACAACGGCUAGAACAAGAGGAUGUGCAGAUACGAUAGGGUGUGUAGAGUACGGCAAAAGCAUUCAGCGAUGUUGAAGAGUGAGCUCGGGAUUAUGCUGAAGAAACGAUUAAGAGACAAAAAGGUCAGAAAUCUCGUUUAUAUUAGAAGUAAAUCAAACCUUCCAUAAGGAAAAAUCUCAUGUUCCAUCAAAACUAUCUACCUCUAUGUAUUCGACAUCGAAUCUUCAAGGUGAAUCUUCUAACACUCUUGCUCUGAAUCUGGAGCUCUAAUACCACUUGUUAGGGAAAUUUCAACUUGACCUUGUAUCAACCAAACAACUAUCACUUCCUAGUUCUGAUACUACUUGUUAGGUUUACCUAUACACCUAAUUUCCCUACCCUUUGAAUGUUAAAGCUUGGAUCUUUGUGAUGAAAAUAGAAACUUAAAAACACAAGAGAUUUGUUCACCAAGUUCCUUUUCCGGUACCUCUAGGGUGGGAUCUCUCUCUCACAACUUCUACUAACAAGCAAAGCUUACAAGUCUCAGUCACUUCUCACUUUCUUGAAAAUGACAAAGAAGAUUACAGAAGGAGGGUACAAUACAAAACACUCUAAGAACACAAAGACUCGAACUUUGUUUCUUCUUGUCUUUGGUAGCUUCUCAGUCUUUGACUUCUUCUCUCUUGUCUUCUUCUUGUUCUUUGCUUAGCUGCAGAUCCCUCUUGACUGCCUUUGAGCUUUUUCCUUGCCUCUCUUUCUAGACCUUGUGGAAUUUCUCUUGUCUUCUUCUCUUUCUUGGUUUGGCUACUUAGGUUUAGAGGAGGCACAAGAUAUAUAUAGUGGUAUCUUGUGGCCCCAAAACCCUAGCUCUAAUGAGCUUUGAAAACACUAAGGCCCAAACAUAACAGCUUUCCUAGAGCAUCAAUGUGCAAGAUGCAGCUUUUCUGAAGUGAUCACUUCAGUGUUCUAGGUAAUUUUGCUGAUUUUCUUAUAGCAAUAAAGUGCUGAAGACAUGCUUCUGAAGUGGGCAUUUCAGAGCCAUAGGUAAAACAUAUUGAGAGAGGGUAAUCUUGUUUUCUGACACGUGUCAGAAAGUUUGAACCUGUUCUUAGUUUUUUUAGUUAAAAGUUAAGAGACGAUUUCUUAUAUUCCGCUAAAAACCUCACCCUAAUAACCUCUCAUUAAACAUGCUCUAAGAAGCUACCAUAACUUUCAAAACAUUGCUGGUUCAAAAUCACAUAUGACCAUUUACUUCAUAAAUAUCAAAUAAUUGUUUCUAUUUUAACUAUACUAUUAAAAGAAAAUCAUUCUAAAAAUCUAAUUACAAAAAUAUUGUUGGACUUAUUUAUUAAUUAUUUAUUAAAUUUUGAUGUUACCUUUAUUUUCUCUAAAUAAUUAACUAUAUAUAUUUUACAUAAUUUAAAUAAACUCAUUUAUUACUCUAUAUAAUAUAUUAUAUAAUAACUCAAAUAAUAAAUCGACAUCAAGUAUAUGACCUAUGACAUGAUCAUCACGUUAUAUAUAGUCCCAUUAAUACUAAAAAAAAUCAAUAGUUUACUUACGUUUAAAAUAGCUUCCAGUGGUGUAAUUGUUUAUACAUAUUCAAAGAUGACGUCGAGGAUGUCUUAUUAAAAACUGAAAGUGCAAAAUGUUGUCGCUUAAAUUGUUUUUCCUAAACAAUUGUCGCUUGAGAUAGCAUUAGUUUUAGAAAACAAAGAAUCUACACAAUUUAUGCAAACCAUUAAAAUAUAGUUUCAAGAAAAACAUAAUAAUAUAACAUUAUAAAUUAUAUGUUUUUAAUCAAAUGCUUAUAUUAUUAGGUUAUUGGUUUGGCCGCGGGUGUACCAUAGGUCAAUAGUUUAAAUAAUUUUAAUAUAUAAUUAUAAAUAACAAUAUAAAAUUAAAAAAAUAACCAUGUUUAAAAAUAUAGGAAAAGAUUUAAAAUAUAUUUUUAAAUUUUUUCAUUUUACAUAAAAGUAUUAAAAGAUAAUUUAAACAUUUUUUGUAACAAGUUGGAGUUAUAACUUACAGAAUAUACAAUAAGACUAUACUUAAUAAUUAUUUAAAUAAAAUUGUAUUAAAAAUCAAAUUGAAUUACAUAUUGGUCACUCAUCGGUUCAACCGAUUAGCCGUUUUAGAAUUUUUUGUGAGUUUUUAAAUAAUGGAUAAUUUUAAAAACCAAACCCAAAAUACAUAUCGGAUCAGUUCGAUCGCUGGUCAAGUAAGUAUAAAAGCACAUAUUUAAAUGCAACAUUGUUUUAAGAAAAAAAAACUCUCAAAUUAACAAAAAAAAUUAAUAUUGUUAAUGAGAAUUUUUCAUCAGAAAAUAUCUCGCGCUUUGAAAGUGCAUGUCAAAAUCUAAUCUAUACUAUUAAAAUAGAAGUUAUGCCUUCUUUCAUGUGUGAUAUUUUAAAAUGGAUCAUCCCUAAAAAAUUGCUUACAUUUUUUUUUUUGUAUUUUGAAGUACAGUGUAUUAUAGUGUCCUUUCAAAAAAUAUUUUUGUUGUUGUUUAUAACAGCAUCUCAAAAUUAGUUUAAAUUAAUGAAAGACACAGAAAUAUGUAAAAUAAUUAUAAUGCAAAAUGUUGAUAAACACAUAUUUUAUAAUGCAAAUAUAUAUAUAUAUAUGUUUUAAAAAUAUAAAAUAUUUUUAAAUGCAAAGAAAAAUGCAUAGAAUUUUGAAUAUAUAUAGAGUACAACUAAUGAAAAUUUUACAAUUUAAAGUAUAAAAAUAAUAAUAAAAUUCUGUACAAUAUUUUUUGAGGAUUGUUUUUUUUAUUUUUAGUUGUUUAAUAUAAGGAUUUAUCUACCAAAUAUUCUAAAAAUAGAUAUAUAAUUAGUAACAAUAAAUAAAAAGUAUAUAUCAAAAAUAUAAAAAAUAAUAAUGUCAAAGUUUAAUAAUUUAUUUAAUAACUUGGUCAUUUAAAUUAAAUUAAGUUAAUAUAAAUAUAAAUCCUGCGCGGAUCCGGGUUAAAUAA
Brassica rapa (field mustard) is the source of this 4825-nucleotide messenger RNA. Its product is annotated as feruloyl CoA ortho-hydroxylase F6H1-3-like. Lineage: Eukaryota; Viridiplantae; Streptophyta; Magnoliopsida; Brassicales; Brassicaceae. The record is from RefSeq and is a predicted model, not a curated record.